Glarea lozoyensis ATCC 20868 is the source of this 1428-nucleotide messenger RNA. Its product is annotated as Dimeric alpha+beta barrel. The transcript has 7 exons. Gene Ontology annotation, molecular function: heme binding; peroxidase activity. Lineage: Eukaryota; Fungi; Ascomycota; Leotiomycetes; Helotiales; Helotiaceae. Gene Ontology annotation, cellular component: cytosol. The record is from RefSeq and is a predicted model, not a curated record. Bases 1 to 1428 code for a protein of 475 amino acids.
AUGGCUCCACCACCACUCAAUCUGGACGAUGUCCAAGGCGACAUCUUGAUUGGGUUGCCCAAAAGACUUGAGGCAUACUGGUUUAUCGAAAUCAAAAAGCCCAGCGAGUUCCAGAAGCAGCUCUUGGAGCUAAUUCCGUUGAUCACUUCCAGCACUCAAGCGAAAAAUGACGAGAAAGCUUGCUUUGAUCAUAGAGGCAAUGACGGUGACUUGACACUCGCUGGUGUAAAUUUUGCUUUUUCGAGAAAGGGACUGGACGAAUUGGGUUUCAAAGAACCUUUGAGCAAAGAGCCACAAAAUGAUCCAUUUGAAAAGACCAUGCUCGCAACAGCUGAGGCAGACUUCAAUGACCGAGUUCACGGUUUCAACAAAGCGUGGUUCAAGGAGUUCAAGCAAGAAAUUCACUGCCUGAUUUUCAUCACAGGAGAUUGUCAAGACACCAUAGAUUUUACAUUAGCAAAGGUCAAAAAGAUUUUGGGGGUAACUGUGCAAGAGAUCAAACUCGUACAAGGCAAGGUACGGCCAGGGGAUCAAAUGCACCACGAACACUUCGGGUAUAAUGACGGAAUCUCUCAGCCAGCCAUCAAGGGUGUUGACCAAAAGCUUCUACCUGGACAAGAGUUCAUUGACCAAGGUAUCAUCCUGUUAGGUCGGCCGGGUGACCGUGGUCAGGGUCGCCCCUCUUGGACACUUGACGGCAGUUUUCUUGCUUUCAGAUAUCUUUCUCAGGAGGUCCCGGAAUUCCAAGACUUCGUCGAUGACAAAAAUCCUCACGAAGCGCCAAAAGAUUUCUUCGGUGCACAGCUUGUUGGGCGCUGGAAGAGCGGUACCCCACUAGUACUCGCUCCUACUGUUGAUUCAGAUCCUUCCAUCGGAAAAAACCCACAACAGAAUAACAAAUUUGAUUAUGAUCCCCACUCACAAAAGCUUUGUCCUUAUGCAGCACACACGCGCAAGACUUUCCCUCGAGGGGACAUACAACAAUCUGUCGCUAUCCACAGGAUUGUACGACGUGCAAUCACUUUUGGUGAAGAGCUCACCCCAGAGGAGAUCAAGUCAAGAAAGACCAAGCUGGAUCGCGGAUUGCUGUUCAAAUGUUAUCAGAGUAACAUUGCGGAUGGGUUUCACUUCAUUCAACGCAUCUGGGCAAAUAAUAACACAUUUCCAUUUCUGAAAAUCGGUGAGGAUGGCAAACCAAUACCGAAACCAGGAUUCUCCGAUGAAAAUGGGCCUGGGGUAGACGGUAUCAUUGGACAGGCGGAAAAGGGAGGUGUUCGUCAGAUGGAUAUCCUGAAUGACAACGACCCAGCAGGCAAGGUCAAACUUCCAAAAGAGUGGGUGAUCUCUCGUGGCGGGGAGUACUUCUUUUCGCCCUCCAUCUCUCAGCUCAAGAAGAAAUUCGCCUCGCCAAGCAAGAAUGAGUUGUAA